AUGUCGCAUCCAAGAAUAGAAGAGGUGUCCGACAGCGACCCGGACAUGGUCUCAGACCCUGAAGAGAUUGACAUUGACGAGUUUGACGAUGCCGACAUUAUGCGCCGAGUCGAGCCCAAAGCCACCGCCGCCGCCGCCGCCCCCUCCCUCUCCAACGACGCCGCCUCGCAGCAGGCCCUGCAGCAGAUGAUGCUGGACCCCAGCAACACGCGCUCCGUCGCCGCCGACGAGCGCGCCUCGUACGCCGGCUACCAGAGCCUGUACCCGGUGUACUUUGACGCCUCGCGGACGCGCGCCCAGGGGCGGCGCGUGAGCGCCGCCCUCGCCGUGGCCAACCCGCUCGCGCGCGAAAUCGCCAACGCCUGCUCGCGGCUGCGCCUGCAGACGGUGCUCGAGCCCGAGAAGACGCACCCCAAGGACUGGGCCAACCCGGGCCGCGUCAAGGUCGCCCUCCGCAAGCCCGCGGCGCAGCACACCAUUGCCAACAAGCACCACCUCUUCGUCCUCGUCGCCCAGCACCUCCGCGAGAACCCCACGACGGAACGCUCCCCCGGCCUGCGCGUCCGCAUGGGCGGCCAGAUCCAUCCCCCAGAGGACAAGCCGUACCCAAAGCCCGCCGCGCCCCGCGGCUGGAAGGUGAACGAGUACGUGCCGUACAUGAGCGCCGCCAUGACCGGCGGCGGCGUCUCGGAGAACAUCUUCAAGGACAUCAUGAAGGAGAUGCAGGGCGGCGGGGAUCCCAUGGCCGCCCUCAUGGCGAGCCAGGCGGGCGGCGCCGGCGGCGCAGACGAUGGUGCCAAGAAGAAAAAGGAUAAGAAAAAGGGCAAGGCGUGA
Molecule: messenger RNA, 834 nt
Organism: Cordyceps militaris CM01
Lineage: Eukaryota; Fungi; Ascomycota; Sordariomycetes; Hypocreales; Cordycipitaceae
Product: signal recognition particle protein Sec65
Exons: 1
Coding region: 1-834 (277 amino acids)
Biological process (GO): SRP-dependent cotranslational protein targeting to membrane, signal sequence recognition; SRP-dependent cotranslational protein targeting to membrane
Cellular component (GO): signal recognition particle, endoplasmic reticulum targeting
Molecular function (GO): 7S RNA binding
Source: RefSeq, a predicted model, not a curated record